Molecule: messenger RNA, 926 nt
Organism: Salvelinus namaycush (lake trout)
Lineage: Eukaryota; Metazoa; Chordata; Actinopteri; Salmoniformes; Salmonidae
Product: diamine acetyltransferase 1-like
Exons: 6
Coding region: 173-694 (173 amino acids)
Molecular function (GO): N-acetyltransferase activity
Source: RefSeq, a predicted model, not a curated record
GCAUCUCCAAUCUCACUACCCUCUCAACAAUGUCCUUCGAUAUAUCUAGCGAACUUUUAGCUUAGAAGGACUUGGUUUGAAUAGAACAAGCAAGGUAGCUAACGUCAGCUAGCUAGAUAACUAGCUACAUUUUAAGUCGAUUGUUUAGCUCUUAUUAAUAUAAAAUAAGAAAAUGGAAAAUUUUAAAAUACGGAAAGCUGAAUCCAAAGAUGUGCCUGACAUACUGCGACUGAUAAAGGAACUGGCUAAAUAUGAAGAAAUGGAAGACCACGUGAUACUGACUGAGGAAGAUCUGCUCGAGGACGGAUUCGGUGACUAUCCAUUAUACCGCUGUGUCGUGGCAGAAGUCCCCAGUGAGCCGCAGAGCAACAACGGUCCUGUGGUGAUUGGGUUUGCCAUGUACUACUUCACCUAUGACCCCUGGAUUGGCAAGCUGCUUUACCUGGAAGACUUCUUUGUCAUGGAAAAGUACAGGGAGAUUGGCAUUGGCUCAGAGAUCCUCAAGCUCCUCAGUGACAUGGCAUUCAAGACUCGCUGCAACAGCAUGCACUUCGUCGUCGCCGAGGGCAACAAGGAGUCAAUAGAGUUCUACAAGCGUCGUGGGGCGGCCGACAUCACUCAGGAUGAGGGAUGGAGACUCUUCAAGAUCAACAAGAGCUCCCUCUUCAAGAUGUCCUCCGGCUCCAAAGAGUGAGCUGGCCCCAAGACACAUAGAAAGAUGGGGACAAGAGUGACAGACUUGUUCAAUUUAAUUUAAAUUACUUAAUUAUUUGCCAGUCUUUCACUUCAGCGGUGGGGGGUGUGACUUCUGACAGGGGCAUUAAGCAUGUGUGCGCACAAACUUCCUCAAUCUAGUCAAUAAUUUAGGUCACGUAUUUUAUCUGAAGCCAUCGUUUUAGUAGUUGUAGUUUUUAAUCAACGCACCU